AUGCGCCCAGGCGACGGCGUUCGUGGCGUGGCAAGGCCCGGUCGUGGAGACGAUGUCGAUCUGGAGGCUCUCCAGGAUGCGUUUUUGAGGAGCGCAGAGAGGCCGUCGGCAAAGGUUUCUCGCGCAAAGCCACCGACCAUAAAAGCCGGAUCCUCUCUGGGGGUGAGGAAGGAGGACGACGACCCCCGCAGCGGCAGGGGCGGCGCUGAUACCGCGAACGCGCCGCGCUCGACCGGCGGUGGCGCGGCGGCGGCGACGGCGGUAGCAGCAGCGACGGCGAUUUCCCCGGGGACCCAACCAACCCGCGACAACAACAACCGCGAACCCCCCCGUAGUCUAGGCGUGCCCCCGGAAGAGCGCGAGAAGGGUCCGCUGACGUCGGCCUCGUCGCCAACGGGGGGUAUGAUCCUGAACGCCCCCGGGGUGGUGUCGAAGAGCGUUCGCGAGAGGGAGGUAAAGCCGCCGGCGCCAAUGAGAAUUGGCGGCUUCGCCGGCGGCGCUGGCGCUGGCGGGGCGAUCGGGAGACGAGGAGACAAGCAGCGUUUCGGACUCGCGAAGGGAGCGAAGCACGUCACGGCGGUGGCGGAGCGCGGUAUCAUCGGAGGGUUCCCGGCGGUGCGCCACCGGUCAGAGAUGGGCCUCGUUAAGCUCGGGGUGGGUGCUGCAGCCGCUUCUACCGGUGCCCCCCCCGCGACCGCCGCUGCUGCCGCUGCCGCUGCAAAGGGGAACGCAGCAACCGAAAGAGGCGGCCGUGGCGGGGCCGGCAGAGGCGGCGGCGGCGGCGUCGGCAAUAUCCCCGGCGACAUCCACGAAGAGAACCUGUCGCGGAUCUCGGCAAUGUCCCCGGACGAGAUCGCCGACGCGCAGCAGGAGAUUCGCGCGGCGUUGCCGCCCGGGGCGCUCGAGAUGCUCCUGCGGCGGGGACGGGGAGGGGGCGGAAAGACCCGGGCGGCGACCGCGGCCGGCGGGAUCGACUCCGAGGAGGCCCUCGAGGCCGCCCUUCUCACCCUCCCGCCGGAAGAGAGGGCAAAAUCACGCUGGACUCUCACCGUUAGCGGUGACGCGGCGGUAACGACGGCGGCGGCGGCGGCGGUGGUAGCUACAGCGGCUGCCGGUGGGCCCGGUGGCACCGGUGGGCGUGGGGGAGGCGACGAGGCUCGUGUUGAUCUGGACGGUGCGGUGGUGGUGCUUGCGGGAGACGGGGGUGGGGGGUCCGCGAGUGAUGGGGGGGAGGGGCUCGAGGCAUUGCAUCAUCACGGGGACGAUCCUGACAAAGCCGGGUACACCCCAUCUGAGCUAGUGCGACUGGCGAGGAGCACUGUGUCGGGGCAGAGGCAGCUGGCGCUGCGCGCCCUGGCUGGAGUUCUCAGGUUUCGCGCGGCGUGCAUAGCCCGGGGGCAGACCCCGCCGCAUCGCCGCCUCCCGGAGAUGCUGCCGGUCGCGAUAAGGCUGUGCCUCGACGAUGGCAACCCGUCGGUCACGUCCGCGGCGCUGAACGCGACCGAGGCCCUCUUGGCCCCCUUGGCGCGAGACGGCGAGGACGAGGAGAGGGCGAUGCAGGGGCUCUCGUGGGUGGACUAUCAGGCGUUUCCAUGCGAGCCACGUCCCCUCUGCACCCCCGAGGAGAAACAGCAUCUUCCCCCCCUAAAGGAUAGCGCCAUCGAGGAGGAGGGAGACGAAACCCCGGGCGACGGGGGAGAAGGCGAGGGGGGCAAGACGGUGCGGGAGCUGGCGAGGCUGUGCUACGAAGACCCUUGCCGGGGGUUGCUUGAGAUGGCGCUGCUACCGAAGAUUGCGAGCGUGAUCAAGAGCUACGCGGACCAAGUCGCUGCCGAUGGUGCUCAGGCUGCUUCCGACGGCGGUGGCGGCCUUGGGGAUAAGGGAAGCUUUCAUGGGGCCGCAAGGGCAACGGCGGCAGCGACGGCGGUUUCGUUUCGUCCACGGGCGGCGCUGUCCUGCCUGAGGGUGCUGUGCGCGGUGGCGGGGAGGGCUCCCUGGGCCGCGGAGAGGGUGGCGAGCGAGCCUGGUCUGCUCGACGCCGUUCGGGAGGCGUUCUUGGAGCCGAGAGCUGACGGCACGCUCCCGUUGGACCUGUCUGAAACGGCACCUGCAACGGUGACUGCGACGGCGAUUCCGAAACAACUCUCACCGCCGCCGCCACAAGAACCAGCAACAUCUGCAAGAGCUGAGGGAAAGGCAAGGACGGAAGGGCCACGAGAUGCGAACGGGUGCCCGCCGCCGCCACCGCAAGAGCAACUGGCACUGCUGGCCGUUAGGCUGGCGAGGGUCUUGGUGCAGAGCGGACGCGGAGUAGCUCUGGCCCUGUCGCAGACGCCUCUGCUAGGGUCGACGAAAGGAUGGCUUGCGCUGGGACAGGGCUCUCGAAGGCCCCUCCCCGCGCUCGAGGCGGUGCAGCGCGAGGUCCUAGAGCUGUGGCGCUGCUGCCUGUCCUACGGCGUCGACGUCGCCGCCGCGGACACUGUCGUCCUCGUGGCUCGCGGUCAGGGCUGGUGGCCGGGUCUCAGCGGUGGUGUUGGCGCCGCCGCCGCCGCCGCCGCUGCCGCCGCUCCUCUCGUUGCCGAUUCCGUCACCGUUGAACGCGGCGGCGGCGGCGGCGGCGGUAGCGGCGGAGGUGUCGGCGAAGAACCCACCGCCGCCGCUCCUGUUGGUGCGGAAUCUGUAUCUGCUGAUAGUGGUGUUGGUGUUGGCGAUGGUGUUGGUGGUGUCGGUGCUCAAUCAUCGUCUGGUGUUGCUCAAUCAACGUCUGGUGGUGCUGGCGGUGGGAGCCGUGGCGGCGAUUCUUUGCCGCCGAGGCUGGCGUUCUACCGCGCCCUGCACCAGCUCGCGUGCGCGUGCGUCCUCCCGCCCGGAGUCAGCGCCGCCGGCAGGAACAAGAACGACGGUGCCGAGACCGCCGGCGGCGACGGCAAGGCGGGCGCUGGUGCAGCGGGGACGGGGGUACGGAAAGAGGCCGAGGGUUUCUCUGUCGGUGGCGUUGCUGUCGUGCCAGAGUCCUGGGCGGACGUCGGCGACACCGUCGACGCGGCCGUUGAGGGUGCUCUCCUCUGGCUCUUGAGCGGCGUCCGCGGUGGCGGCCGCGUGGGCGGAGGAGGGGCUGCAGAGACGGCUCAGCAGGCCGCCGCCGUCCACCUGGUGGCCUGUUGGGUGGAGCGGUACCAAGCCAUGUCCCGCACGAUCGGGAGGCGUGGGUCCCGCCACCUGGAGUCAACAGCGGAGGACGCGGCCGUGCUGUUUUCGUCUCUCCUGGCCUCCCCCGCCCUGCCGCUACCGGCGGCGGUGGCAGCAACGACGGCGGUGACUCGCAGAGGCGAUCAAUCCGGCGGCAGCGGCGGCAGCGGCGGCAGCGGCAGCGGAGACGGCUUCAGCCAGAGAGGGGUUAGCAGCGGCGAGGCCGCGGCGGCGGCGGGGCUCGACUGGCUCUCCGGCGUGUUUCGGCUCGGCCUGGCGUGCGAAAGGGCGGUGCCCGGGGAGGCGGCGGCGGCCCUGGCUUCCGCGCCGGAGGCAACGGCCGCGGCCCUCGCGGCCUUCCUCGCCGCCGCCGGUACCGCCGGCGCCGGCGCCGCUGCUGCCGACAGGGCUUCGGCCGCCCCUACCGCUGCUGUCGCGCCACCCCCCGCAACGUUCUUGAGAAGGGUGCGGCGUGCUGAGGCCGGUGCGAGGUGGCUCGGGUGCAGGCUGCUGGCGCUUGGUUGUAGGGGGGGUGGUAGGGAGGGUGGAUGGCCGUGGGCGGCGUUGAGGAGGGACUGCGCUCUGCAGGCAAUGGCGCUCUGCGAGCGCGGCGACGAAGCCAUCGCCGUGGGGCUACUGGCGGAGGCUUUGCCUGGCAGUACCGUCGACAGUCCCGAGGAGGAGGGGUCGGAGAGGCCUAGCGACGAUCCUGCCGCCGCCGCCGUCGGCACGGCCGCUGCUUCUACGUCGCUUCUGCGAAUGCUCUUCCGUGGUGCCAUCAGCGACCCGGUGGCCUUGUCUCAAUCCUCCUUCCACCUGGACGGGCGGUGGGCAUCCCUGCAGAGCCUGAAGGCGUGCACGCCCCCGGGGACGGCCUCCCUCCUUCCCCUGCCCCCGCACUGGCUGUUUCUCCCUCUGGCCAGCCAGGGCGGGGAAAAAGCUGCUUCCACGGCCGUGUCGGCUUGCCUCUCUCUGCUGGUCCAACUUGAGCGAGAGGAGAGCGCCUACGUGUGGAGCGGCGGCGGCGGCGGCGGAACCGGUUGCGUUUCGCCCGAGGUGAAGCUGUACCAUCUGGCCAACGCGUGCCUGUAUGGUGCCUCGGUGCUGUCCGGACUUGGCGUGGUCCAACAUUUCGACUGGUUGUUCAGCAGGUAUGCGAAAGGCCACUAA
Ectocarpus siliculosus is the source of this 4359-nucleotide messenger RNA. Lineage: Eukaryota; Phaeophyceae; Ectocarpales; Ectocarpaceae. The record is from the annotation of a GenBank genome assembly.